Messenger RNA from Arabidopsis arenosa, 5361 nucleotides. Lineage: Eukaryota; Viridiplantae; Streptophyta; Magnoliopsida; Brassicales; Brassicaceae. The record is from the annotation of a GenBank genome assembly.
ACACACACACAUCAGAGAGAAGAGCGAGAGAGUUGCUUCUAAUCUCUGCUUCUUCUUUUUUUUCUGGAAUUUUCUGAAUUUUUUCAAAUCUCCGGAACUUGCGUAUCCAGGGAAAAACCAAAAACCAUAACAAUCGAUUCUGGAUCUUCCUGUGGAGCUUUAAAGGAAAUUCGAGAGAUAAAGGGUGAAGAUUGAGUUUCUUGUUUGAUGAUAUUUGGUUGAAGAAGUUAUCAAAGAAACUGAAGAAAAAAGACAUGAAAAAGAAUAAGUUUAGAGAGACCUUGAAGUCUUUCUUUGAGCCUCAUUAUGAUCAUGAGAAAGGUGAAAUGCUUAAAGGAACUAAAACUGAAAUAGAUGAAAAGGUGAACAAAAUCUUGGGACUGGUUGAGAGUGGAGACGUCAAUGAGGAUGAAUCUAAAAGACAAGUGGUUGCAGACUUAGUGAAGGAAUUCUACAGCGAGUACCAGUCUCUGUAUCGCCAGUACGAUGAUCUAACUGGAGAGAUUAGGAAAAAGGUCAAUGGGAAAGGAGAAAGCUCCUCUUCAUCGAGCUCAGACUCGGAUUCUGACCAUUCUUCUAAGAGGAAGACCAAGAGAAAUGGAAAUGGAAAAGUAGAGAAAGAUGUAGAGUCGGUAACGGAUGCCCUGAAGCAACAAAUCGAAGCUGCAAAUCUCAAAAUUGCUGAUCUGAAAGGGAAGUUAACGACGACUGUUGAAGAAAAAGAAGCAGUAGAUUCUGAGCUUGAAGUAGCUUUGAUGAAGUUAAAAGAAUCAGAAGAGAUUAGCAAUAAGUUGAAACUUGAAACUGAGAAGUUAGAGAACGCAAAGACAACAGCACUGAAUGAUAACAGGGAACUGCAUCAGAAACUGGAAGUUGCUGGCAAAACAGAAACUGAUCUGAACCAGAAGUUUGAAGAUAUCAAAAAAGAGAGAGAUGAACUGCAAACUGAGAGAGACAAUGGUAUCAAGAGAUUUCAAGAAGCUGAAAAAGUUGCAGAAGAUUGGAAAACAACGAGUGAUCAGCUGAAAGAUGAAGCUACUAAUUUCAAGCAGCAGCUAGAAGCAUCAGAGCAGCGAGUUUCAGAGCUAACCACGAGUAUGAAUAGUGCAGAGGAAGAGAAUAAAUCUCUAUCCUUGAAAGUUUCGGAGAUUUCAGAUGAGAUCCAACAGGCACAGAACACCAUACAAAAACUAAUUUCCGAAUUGGGAGAGAUGAAAGAAAAGUACAAGGAAAAAGAGAGUGAGCAUUCUAGUUUGGUGGAGUUACAUAAGACCCAUGAGAGAGAAUCAUCGAGUCAGAUGAAAGAAUUAGAAGCACACGUAGAAUCAUCGGAGAAGUUAGUUGCAGAUUUGAACCAAAGCCUGAACGAUGCAGAGGAAGAGAAAAAACUGCUAUCUCAGAAAAUAGCAGAAAUCUCUAACGAGAUUCAAGAGGCACAGAACACCAUACAAGAACUCAAGUCUGAGUCUGGACAGUUGAAAGAGAGCCACAGUGUGAAAGAGAGAGAGCUUUUCAGUUUGAGGGACAUCCAUGAGAUUCAUCAAAGAGACUCGUCCACCAGAGCAAGUGAAUUAGAAGCUCAACUGGAGUCCUCAAAACAGCAGGUCUCAGAUUUGAGUGCGGGUCUGAAAGCUGCAGAGGAAGAAAACAAAGCUAUCUCCUCGAAAAACAUGGAAACUAUGGACAAACUCGAACAGAUGCAGAACACGAUACAGGAACUCAGAGAUGAAUUGGGAGAGUUGAAAGACCGCCACAGAGAAAAAGAGAGUGAGCUUUCUAGUUUGGUGGAGGUACACGAGACUCACCAGAGAGAUUCAUCGAGUCAUGUGAAAGAACUAGAAGAGCAAGUGGAAUCAUCAAAAAAAUUAGUUGCAGAGUUGAACGAAAGCCUGAACAAUGCAGAGGAAGAAAAAAAACUGCUAUCUCAGAAAAUAGCAGAACUCUCUAACGAGAUUAAAGAGGCACAAAACACCAUACAAGAACUUGUAUCUGAGUCUGGACAGUUGAAAGAGAGCCACAGUGUAAAGGAGAGAGAUCUUUUCAGCUUGAGGGACAUCCACGAGACUCAUCAAAGAGAAUCAUCCUCUCGCGUGAGUGAAUUAGAAGCUCAACUGGAAUCCUCAGAACAGCGGAUCUCAGAGUUGAGUGUGGGCCUGAAGGAUGCAGAGGAAGAAAACAAAGCUAUCUCCUCAAAAAAUUUGGAAACUAUGGACAAGCUUGAACAAGCGCAGAUCACGAUACAAGAACUCAGGGAUGAAUUAGGAGAGUUGAAAGACCGUCACAAAGAGAAAGAGAGUGAGCUUUCUAGUUUGGUGGAGGUACACGAGGCAUAUCAGAGAGAUUCAACAAGUCGAGUGGAAGAAUUAGUUGCAAUGGUGAAAUCAGCAGAUCAACAGGUUGCAGAUAUGAAGCAGAGUCUGGACAAUGCAGAGGAAGAGAAAAAACUGUUAUCUCAGAAAAUCUCAGAAAUCUCUAAUGAGAUUCAAGAGGCACAAAAAACCAUAGAAGAACACAUGUCUGAGUCUGAACAGUUGAAAGAGAGCCACGGUGAGAAAGAGAGGGAACUUACUGGUUUGAGGGACAUUCACGAGACUCAUCAAAGAGAAUCAUCCACUCGUUUGAGUGAAUUAGAAACUCAACUGAAAUUAUCAGAACAACGGGUCGUAGAUUUGAGUGCGAGUCUGAAUUCUGCAGAGGAAGAAAAGAAGUCCAUGUCCUCAGAGAUUUUGGAAAUUACGGAUGAGCUCAAACAGGCCCAAAGCAAGGUACAAGAACUUAUGACUGAAUUGGCAGAGUCUAAAGAUACACACAUACAAAAAGAGAGUGAGCUUUCUAGUUUGGUGGAGGUACACGAGGCCCAUAAGAAGGAUUCCUCAAGUCAGGUGAAAGAAUUAGAAGCACGGGUGGAAUUAACAGAGAAACAGAUUGAAGAAUUGAACCAGAGCCUGAACAGUUCAGAGGAAGAGAAGAAAGUGUUAUCUCAGCGAAUUUCAGAAAUGUCGAUUGAGAUCAAGCGGGCGGAGAGCACCAUACAAGAACUCAAGUCUGAGUCUGAACAACUAAAAGGGAGCCACACUGAGAAAGACAAUGAACUUUUCAGUUUGAGGGAUAUCCAUGAGACUCAUCAGAGAGAAUCAUCCACUCAGCUAAGAGAUUUAGAAGCGCAACUAGAAUCAUCUGAACACAGGGUUUCGGAAUUGAGCGAAAGUCUGAAGGCUGCAGAAGAAGAAAGCAAAACUAUGUCCACGAAAAUCUCAGAAACUUCAGACGAGCUUGAACGGGCACAGAUCAUGGUACAGGAACUCACAGCUGAUUCGAGCAAACUGAAAGAGCAGCUCGCUGAGAAAGAAGACGAACUUUUACUUCUGACAGAGAAGGACAGCAAAUCACAGGUGCAAAUAAAAGAACUAGAAGCAACAGUAGCGACACUGGAGCUGGAACUAGAGUCACUUCGUGCCCGUAGUACAGAUCUUGAGACAGAGAUUGCAAGCAAGACCACCGUAGUUGAGCAGUUGGAAGCGCAAAACAGAGAAAUGGUUGCUAGAAUCUCAGAACUUGAGAAGACAAUGGACGAGAGAGGAACUGAACUCUCAGCUUUAACUCAAAAACUUGAGGAUAACGAGAAGCAAUCAUCGUCCUCAAUUGAGAGUUUGACAGCUGAGAUCGAUGGCCUACGAGCAGAACUAGAUUCAAUGUCUGUUCAAAAAGAAGAGUUGGAGAAACAAAUGGUGUGCAAAAGCAAAGAAGCCUCAGUGCAGAUUAAGAGUUUGGAUGAUGAGAUCAAUGGUCUGAGACAGCAAGUGGCCUCACUUGAUAGCCAGAGAGCAGAACUCGAGAUCCAACUUGAAAAGAAGUCCGAGGAGAUCUCUGAAUAUUUGAGUCAGAUUACAAAUCUAAAAGAGGAGAUCAUAAACAAGGUUAAAGAUCACGAGAGUAUUCUAGAAGAAAGAAAUGGUUUAUCUGAGAAGAUUAAGGGACUUGAACUUGAGUUAGAGACUCUACAGAAACAGAGAAGUGAGCUUGACGAGGAACUGAGAACUAAGACAGAAGAGAACGCUCAAAUGCACGAUAAGAUCAACGAAGCGUCUUCUGAAAUAAUGGCCUUAACAGAACAGAUCAACAAUCUGAAGCAUGAGCUUGAUUCUCUAGAUGUGCAGAAGAGCCAAACCGAAGCAGAGCUUGAGAGUGAGAAGCAAGAGAAAUCAGAAUUGUCGAAUCAGGUCACCAAUGUCCAGAAAGCAUUGGUAGAGCAAGAAGCUGCUUACAAUACGCUGAAAGAGAAACACAAUCAGAUUAACGAACGGUUCAAAGAAAGUGAAACAACACUAAAUAAGCUAACAGAUGAUUACAAAGAAGCUCAAAGAUUGUUGGAGGAGAGAACUAAAGAAGUGACAUCCAGAGAUUCUGCAAUUGGGGUUCAUGAAGAGACGAUGGAGAGUUUACGUAACGAGCUGGAAAUGAAAGGAGACGAGAUCGAAACUCUCAUGGAGAAGAUCAGUAACAUCGAGGUUAAGCUACGCUUAUCGAACCAGAAACUGAGAGUAACCGAACAGGUACUAACAGAGAAAGAAGAAGCUUUCAGAAAAGAAGAGGCUAAGCACUUAGAGGAGCAAGCAUUGCUUGAGAAGAAUCUCACCGUGACACACGAGACAUAUCGAGGUAUGAUCAAAGAGAUAGCAGAUAAAGUGAACAUAACAGUAGACGGGUUUCAAUCCAUGUCGGAAAAACUCAAGGAGAAACAGGGGAGAUACGAGAAAACUGUAAUGGAGGCAUCGAAAAUACUGUGGACUGCGACGAAUUGGGUGAUAGAGAGAAAUCACGAGAAGGAGAAGAUAAAGAAAGAGAUAGAGAAGAAAGAUGAAGAAAUAAAAAAGCUUGGAGGAAAAGUAAGAGAAGAUGAAAAAGAGAAGGAGGUGAUGAAAGAGACCUUGAUGGGACUUGGAGAAGAGAAAAGAGAAGCGAUAAGGCAAUUAUGUGUUUGGAUCGAUCACCAUAGAAGUCGUUGUGAAUAUCUUGAGGAGAUUUUGUCUAAAACCGUUGUGGCUCGAGGCCAAAGAAGAGUGUCGCAGCGAGCUUAAGGACUCGUGCCAUGGUACGUUGUUCCUUGAUUUUUCCCAAGCCUAGUUUCACCUCACAUGAAUGCAAACAAUGAAAUAGUGUAUAUGUGUUUAUUAGGUUUUGGACUCUGGUCAAUCAAGAAGCUGGUGGAGAGGUAUUUUUUGGUUGGGUACUUGUGUUCGAUUACUUUGUUGCAUUUUAAUAUGUUUGUGUAACUUUUGUUGUUUUUUAUGUCAAUUUUGGUUUAUUGUGGGCAAAGUUGGUGGUGGUUUUGAUGGGAAGGAAUAAAGUGGCUCACACAAA